This is a messenger RNA of Trichoderma breve, 780 nucleotides long. RefSeq names its product methyltransferase domain-containing protein. Bases 1 to 780 code for a protein of 259 amino acids. The transcript has a single exon. NCBI's taxonomy places the organism in Eukaryota, Fungi, Ascomycota, Sordariomycetes, Hypocreales, Hypocreaceae. The record is from RefSeq and is a predicted model, not a curated record. Gene Ontology annotation, molecular function: S-adenosylmethionine-dependent methyltransferase activity.
AUGGGGGAUACGGAGGAGCUGGCAACGGAAUACACCCGGGUUAGCAACACCCAGUACGGCACCGGGCUGUUUCUCCUCGAAAGACUUAAUGUUGUCCCAGGCAUGAGGGUUCUCGAUGUCGGGUGCGGACCUGGAAAUCUCACAGCUCAUAUAGCGCAGAUUGUCGGGGAGAACGGCAGCGUUGUGGGCAUUGAUCCUAGCACGGAACGCAUUUCGAUUGCACAGAAGAUCCAGAAGUCAAAUCUAUCAUUCUUCGAAGGCCAAGCCGAAGAUCUAUCGCAGUUUCCUACGGAGAGUUUUGAUGCAGUCUAUGUGAACUCGACACUGCAUUGGGUACAAGACCAGCCUGCAGCAUUGAAGGAAUUUGGUCGUCUGCUCAGACCAGGAGGACUGCUUGGAAUCUCAGGCGGAUCAGGCGAUACGCUCAGCGCACAAGAGAAGAUCAAAGCCGAGGUGCUGUCCAGAGAACCAUACCGAAAGUAUCCAGAAGAGAGCCCACCCAAGUUUCUCAAGCAGCGCGAGCUUGAAAAACUUUUGGACGAUGCCGGGUUCCCAGAGAGAAGUAUUGUCGUCAACAAGAUCACAAAGUCAACCAAGGAUGCCGAUGAAAUGAUUGACUGGUUGGAUGCAAGCUCAUCCGGAAAGACGUAUGGUGGUAUUCCUCUGGAGCUUCGGCCACGUGCGAGGGAGGAAAUGAAGACGGAAUGGAACAAACUUCUCGUGGAAGAUGGAAUCCACAUGGAUAUCGAUCUCUUGGUCACUGUGGCAGUUAAAGCCUAA